AUGCAUCGAACGGAAAUCCCAGUCUCUUCAGACCUCUACCACGUCCUCCAGCCCUUCAUUUUCGUGACUCGAGCAUUCGGUUUCAUGCCGAUUGCGGCCUCGAAAAAGGGGGCUCACUAUGUGGUCUACUUGUCCCGGCUUUACACAGCUUACAGCUACGCCCUUGGCAGUUUUAUGAUGUUUUGGUCACUCGGGGGGCUCCACGAGGACUUUCACGCGAGCAAUUCGGUGAGGAUGAGCAACUCUACUGUGAAAUACGUCACUUUGAUCGACUUGGGGGAGGUGAUGGUGACGGUUUUCAUCGGGAUUGUGGUCACCCCAUUCAAGAUCAAACACUUGUGGAGGUUGUUGACCUGUUUUCAUAAAAUCGACGCAAUGAUACCACCAAAAAGAAUCAAAAAAGAGAGAAAAAUCGUGAUAAUUUCGAUGGUUGUGGCGAUUUUGUGUGUUUUGUAUGUUUUGACCUACGAGUUGUAUUUGUGGGGGGAGGUUUCGAACAAAAAUGGGCUAUAUUGGGUCUUUAUGAAACGGUAUUUUAUCCUCUUUUCCACUUAUUUCAUGGUGUUUAUUGAGGAAAUGCCUUAUUGGAAUUUCACAAGACUGAUUAGGAGACGAAUCGAAGCUUUGAACGAAGUUUUGAGGAGGGGUUUGGACGUUUUUAGGAGUUUUACCAAAUUGUGGAUCACUCCGGUCAAAAUGAAAAAAAACUCCGGGAGUUUUGGGAUCCUCAGUUACGACAAAGUUGUCAACUUGAUGAAAAUCUACGAACUUAUUGGGGAUUCAGUUGACGCAACUAACGACUUUUGUGGUGUCAGCAUUUUGUGUAUCAUGUUUAGUUGCCUCAUCCACCUCGUAGUAACCCCCUACUUUCUCCUCGUGGAGGUCGCAAAUGGGGGCUUUUUCUUCUUUAUUUUUUUGCAGUUUUCGUGGACGAUGCUGCAUUGUGGCCGACUUAUGGUUAUAGUUGAAACGUGUCAAUAUUGUCUCGAUGAGCAUCAGAAAACCGUCGAAUUGGUGUUCAAAUUGUUGUCUUGUGAGUUGCAAGAGGAUGUCAAAGACCAAAUGAAACUUUUUGCUUUACAACUCUCGGGCCGCAAAGUGAGGUUUACGUCGUUUUCGAUGAUGAAGUUUAAUCGGUCUUUGUUAACUGCGAUUGGUGGUUCAAUAACAACGUUUCUGGUAAUCCUCUUCCAAUUCGGAAGUGUUGGAAGCGACGUCUACUAUUCCCGCGAUUAAAUAAACCAUUUGAAAUAAAUAACUACGUACAAACUAUUACUU
This is a messenger RNA of Tribolium madens (black flour beetle), 1278 nucleotides long. Its product is annotated as gustatory receptor for sugar taste 43a-like. NCBI's taxonomy places the organism in Eukaryota, Metazoa, Arthropoda, Insecta, Coleoptera, Tenebrionidae. The record is from RefSeq and is a predicted model, not a curated record. Gene Ontology annotation, cellular component: axon; neuronal cell body; membrane. Gene Ontology annotation, biological process: sensory perception of taste. Bases 1 to 1236 code for a protein of 411 amino acids. The transcript has 6 exons.